Scatophagus argus is the source of this 4710-nucleotide messenger RNA. It is a transcript of the gene smarcad1a, whose product is annotated as SWI/SNF-related, matrix-associated actin-dependent regulator of chromatin, subfamily a, containing DEAD/H box 1 a. Bases 353 to 3538 code for a protein of 1061 amino acids. Gene Ontology annotation, cellular component: nucleus. Gene Ontology annotation, molecular function: chromatin binding; ATP-dependent chromatin remodeler activity; DNA binding. The record is from RefSeq and is a predicted model, not a curated record. Lineage: Eukaryota; Metazoa; Chordata; Actinopteri; Scatophagidae. The transcript is spliced from 23 exons.
AUAGUCGGCACAGCAUCCUCCGGGGCCUCUGGAGUUCGCGGGAAACCGGCAGCAGUCGCGACACAGCAGUCGUAACAGGACUUCGGAGUGUUGUCUUUGUCUGUUAAUUAAGUGGUUCAUUAAUCGAUUCGUUUUAAAUCAUUACGUUUGAAAAUGGAGCGGUGGUAGCGCUUUAAAUCGCCGUAUUUCUACGACUACUGCACACGCUGCUAACAUCCGACGCUACUUAGCUUGCUAGGUUGUUACAUUGGCUAAAAGGGACGCUUGGCUUCAUGCGAAAGGAGAGAGAAAAUACUCUUGGUUACAAAGAGACAAAGGGCUGCCGCUGUCAGACACGAAACUGACUGUUAAAAUGAGUAUGUUCAAUCUUGACCGUUUUCGUUUUGACAAGAAAGCAGCAACGACAACAAACAAAGAUAAGGGCUGCGGCUCCAAAAGUCCCGAGUCUGAGAAGGAGAACAAGCCAGCUCAGAAACCUGUCAAAGCCCCACCAAAGUCACAUGCCCGAGGAGUGGUUUUUGAAGAAGUCAUUACCAUUGACUUGGAGGAGGAUGAGCUGCUCUCUGAAACAAAAUCCAAAAUACCACUAACUAGGAAAUCCAAGAAUCCCACAGGGAAAUCAGCCAAAAAUGUGGAAUCGUAUCACACAGAUGACGAGGACAUUGAAAUUGAAGAGAAAAUGAACAGACUACUGGAGAUGUUCCCUCAGUCAACACGGACUGAGCUACUGGAGGUCAUUGGGAGCACAAGCACAUUAGAUGGGGCUGUAAAUGCAUGUCUUAAAAGGUUUGCUGAUGGAGCGGCAGACCAAGGCAGGAAGAGAAAGCAAGAUGGAUCCAGUAGUUCUCAGGACAGUGGUGAGAUUCAGCCCAGAAAGAAGAGCCGGUCAUUGUCAGUGGUUUCUGGUGAAGACACCAAUGAAGGCAAAGAGCCAAGCUGGGAGAAGCAGGAAGCCAUGGUUAGAAGACUCCAGAAAAAGUUUCCAGACCAGGACAAGGAGGAGCUGCGUAUGGUUCUGCAGGAACACGACUGGAACGUUCAAGAUGCUCUGCAGGUCCUGCAGAUGUUCUCAGAUACUGAUAAUACUAGCUUCAGCUCACCUGAGACAGAAGAAAAGAAAUUUAGUAAAUCCAAGAGCAAAGACACAACAAGCAGGGAUCACAAAAAGUUGAAGCACCACAAAGAUCACAGAGACAAUGAAAGAAGGAACCGAAAUAUUAGUGAAUCAGAGGAGAGCAUAGAUGACACUGAUGUUACAAAGGACAGUGAGGACAGCAGUUCGGACUCAGAAGAUAGCAAAGGUUCCAAAAAGACAACCAGUUCUUCCACGCUGGAUACAUGGUUUAAAAAAGGCUCAGAUUCAGUAUCUUCAUCCUCCUCUAUCAAGAAAACUGCUACCUCUUCUUCCAUGAAGCCAUCGUCCUCUUCCUCUACUGUUCAGAUGCUGUCCAGGUUUGCCAGUGGGACCAGUAUAGCUAAGAAGCAGGCAGCAGAGAGCAAGAGGAAGGCGCGUGCCUCAGAUGAACAUGUCAGCUCUGAGGGGGAAAAUGACGAUGAAGACACAGUUAGCACGGAGUUUGAGGACUCUGACGAUGAGCUUGACAAUAAAGGUGGCAUGACAGAACUGAAGAAUGAGAUCCUCACGUUCUUCCAGAAUGCGUCUCUGGACGAGCUGUCACUGAUCUCUGGGUGCUCGGUUAAAAAAGCUCAGAAGAUUUUGGAACUGAGACCUUUUGACAGCUGGCAAAGCCUGGUUGAUGUUUUUCACAAGAACAAUGGGCUGUCGGAGGACUUACUGCUGGGUUGCAGAGUCGUACUCAAAGAACGGAAGGUAGUUCUAGGGCUCAUGUCCAAAUGUGAGACCAUUUCCUCAAAAAUGGUCAAACAGGUCACUGAGGUGAUGGAGAAGGGAACAGGGACAAUGAAACAACCCCACAUACUCAACAGCCAGUUCCAGCUGAAGCCCUACCAGCUGAUUGGCCUAAAAUGGCUGCUGCUUCUGCACGAACACAAACUGAGUGGUAUCCUUGCUGAUGAAAUGGGUUUGGGGAAAACUAUCCAAGCUAUUGCAUUUCUGUCCCAGCUGUACCAGAAUGGAAUAGAGGGACCUCACCUCAUCACUGUACCAGCCUCCACACUGGAUAACUGGGUCAGAGAGCUGAAGCUGUGGUGUCCAAGCCUUAAAGUUGUAGUCUAUUAUGGAUCUAUGGAGGACCGCCGCUACCUCAGACACGACAUCCUUAAUGAAUAUGUUGAGUUCAACGUCAUUGUGACCACGUAUAACUUGGCCAUAGGAAAUGAUAGCGAUCGUAGCCUUUUCCGCAAGCUGCGUCUGAAGUAUGCGGUGUUCGAUGAAGGCCACAUGCUGAAGAACAUGAACUCUCUGCGCUACCGCCACCUUAUGGCUAUAAAUGCUGAGCAUCGUUUGCUGCUGACAGGAACUCCUUUACAGAACAACCUCUUAGAGCUGAUGUCUCUCCUGAACUUCAUCAUGCCGUCUAUGUUCUCCAGCUCCACUACACAGCUUUCCAAAAUGUUUUCUAUGAAAUCCCACGAGGAGCAGAGCCCUUUCGAGAGGGAUCGUAUUUCUCAGGCCAAACUCAUCAUGAAGCCUUUUAUCCUCAGAAGAGUCAAGAGUGAGGUCCUCAAGCAGCUACCAGCCAAGGAAGAGACAAUAGAGUCCUGCUCAAUGAGUGAAAAACAGCAGGUUCUCUAUCAGAACCUCUUUCGAAAACUCAAGAAUUCAACCAAUGGCGAGAAGCGUGAGUUGUGUAAUGUGAUGAUGCAGUUGAGGAAGAUGGCCAACCACCCUCUGCUUCACAGACAAUAUUACAGCACAGAAAAGCUCAAAGCUAUGAGCAAACUCAUGCUCAAGGAACCAACUCACUUUGAUGCAGAUGCUGCUCUGAUCCAGGAGGACAUGGAAGUUAUGUCAGACUUCGAACUUCACCGUCUGUGCCAACAGUAUUCCUCCAUCGGUUCCUACCAGCUUGAAACCGAUCUACUGCUCGACUCUGGGAAAUUCCACCACCUCACAGGGCUGCUGGGCUCGCUUAAAAACAAUGGAGACAGAGUGGUCUUAUUCAGUCAGUUCACCAUGAUGCUUGACAUUGUGGAAGUGCUGCUCAAACAUCUUAAGCAUCGAUACGUCAGACUGGAUGGAUCCACACCCAUAGCUGACAGGAUUGUGCUGAUUGAUGAGUUCAACACGGAUCCUGACAUUUUUGUGUUCCUGUUGUCAACACGUGCUGGUGGCCUGGGCAUUAACCUCACCUCAGCUAAUGUUGUCAUCCUACACGACAUCGACUGCAAUCCCUACAAUGACAAACAGGCAGAGGACAGAUGCCACCGUGUGGGCCAGACCAGGACUGUAAAGGUGAUUAAGCUGAUCAGUAAAGACAGCAUAGAGGACUGCAUACUGCAGCUGGGCCAGAAGAAACUAAAGCUGGAGCAGGACAUGACCACUGCUGAUCAGGGUGAUGUGGGGACCAUACCUGAAGAUAUGGCAUCUUUGCUCAAAGCCUCACUGGGACUGUGAUACAGAAACACAUGAAACUUGAAACUGUACAAAUACUUUUUUGAUGGUACUCCUGUGAUUCUGGGCAGACUUGAGUGUUCCGACACAACACACACACUUUUGUGUUUAUACUCUAAAACUACUGAGAACCAUAUGCUGCCAUGAGAAACUUCUGACGAGAUCUGAUUUACUGUGUAGCGUGGUAGCUGUGCCUAAAAGCUGUUUUUAACUGCACGGUUUUUUGCUCUUACUUUGAUUAUGAGAUCAGUAUGUAGAGGCAGACCAAAAACGAUGCCUUUUUAAACAUUAUGCACUCCGUAUGUUACGUCUGGAUGUCCAGCUGUAUAACCUCGAGACAAAGUGGGGUUUAGAAGUUCGUACUGUACCGUCAGGAAUACAUCAUGUGCUGGAGUACACCAUCAAACGUGUGACUGAAACAUAAACAUAAGUUGACCUAACCCAUGCCAGUAUUAUUCACCUGCAGUUAAAAGGCGCUGUAUGCUGGUCAGGUGAAAUGAAGUGUACUCGCAGUCUUUCAUAGAUAAAGUACUGCGAGUUGUAGUAAUGAAAUUGUGCUUACAUAUCUGAAGAGGUGAUGCAUGGAAAGUAGAAGAUUUUUGGUUACAAUCUCCCCUACUAGACUGCUGCAUCUUAGCAAAAGAGUUUGCUGCUAUUCACAUGAAUUUCCUCCGCUACCAACCCUGAACAAACUUUUUGACGCUUGAGAUUGCAUCAGGAUAUUGGCCAAGUAUCUGAAAAGUUGUAUUCUCCCCCACUGUAAGUGUUACGUGUUUCAUCCCAGUGCUGUAUUUAAAAUUUAAGUUUCUCGCUUUUAGUGAGAAACUUAAUUUUUUUUUUUUUUUUUGAUACAUGGUUGUGUGGUUAUAGACAUUUCAUUUAAUAUACAAAUAUUCCAGAUUUUCAGGUGUGUAAAAGUAGAAAAAGUAACAGAGUACUAUGAAAGAGAAUGUCUUCAAUAAAUAUUGAUUGGUUUCCUUUACUCUUUUAAAUAUCUCGAGCCAAGCGACCGAGAAGGUGAUGAUUUGAGGAGGUGGAUGCUGCAUUUUAAUGUACUGUUCAAGUGGCUAAUGUGUUGUGAGUGUACAAGUGUAACUGUAAAAGCUUUUAUGAACUCAUUUGUAUGUUUCUAAGGUUCCUGUUUAAACUGAAUAAUAAAAAUUGGAUUAAAUGUU